AUGUCGAGAAGUACGAAAGGCUCACGGAAAGUGAAAAACCACUGCCAGGCUUGUGGAGCAGCGGAUACCGACCGGAUGGUUAGUUGCUGCCACUGCGGUUCUUGGUGGCAUUUCGAGUGCGUGGGCGUCAACGACAGCAUUGCCGAGCUCGACAGAGUGUUUAACUGUCCGAAAUGCCAGAAACCCUCCACUCAAGUACCGGUGGACAAAGCACCAAGCAGGAAAGCGGGAAGUGUAAGUUCUGCGUGCUCCAGCAGGGCGUCCAGGGCGCGCUUAGAACUGGAGAAACUCGAAGCACAGAAAGCUCUCGCAGUGAAGCGCCUGGAGCUACAGCGACGAGAGCAAGAUCGGAAGCAUAAGGAGGCGGAGUUGCUAUUUCAGCAAAAGAAGGCGGAAGACGAGGCAGCCCUCGAGCAACUGCAGCUGCAGCUAGAGGAGACCGUGAUGAACGAGUCAUUCCGGCUGCGGGAUAUAAUCGCCCAGGAGGGUGGUGAUGACGAGGAUAUAAGGAGCGUUGGAUCGGUGGAAAGUUCAUUCAGCAAGGUUCGGCGAUGGAGAGCGUUGAAUUCGACGAUGGCAGCCUCGACGGAGCAGGCUCCGACUGUCCCUACGAUCAGCGAAACGACGACAACGACCACAACAACACCAGCUAGGCAGGACGGCGAGCAGCAACCAACUAGCAAACAGGGAGUUCUUGAAGUGGCGUUGGCAGGUAUUUCAUUAGGGCAGUCAGCAAUGGAGCCAACGUUAGGAGGUUUGAUAGGUCGAACAGAAAGCACUAUUCUAUCGACAACUAGUAGGAACUGUACGAAUAUUUGCCAAAUUCCCCCUGCUCCUUUAGGGCCUAGUGUAAGCAGUCUCAGAACCACCCUAGAGCAUUCAAAUCCUAGCACUCCUAAUUUUCCCACUGUCUCGAACGUUGGUGCAUCAUUGCCUUUCAAUCGGUCCUUGAUGGGUAUUCAGUCACGCGGUGUACAUUUCGAUAAUCCGUGUGGCCAAGUUUCCGCGCAGUUCAUUCGAACAAACGAAGUGAAUCGAAGUAGUGUUGAUCGAAAUAGUGGUGUGGUGACUGUAGCUGAUCUACUCGGAGGUUUGCAUCCCAGGCAACCAAUACCUGCUGAAUUCGAGCCAGGACAACCGGGUCUACAACAACCGCCAGCGAGAGAUCCAGAAUUGCAGCGUAGAGAUCCAGAACAACGGUCACAGCAUGGACAACCACAUCCACAGGUGCUACCGGUGUACUACGGACCAACACCCCAGCAGUUAGCGGCGAGACACGUUAUGACCAAGGAGUUGCCGACCUUUUCCGGAAAUCCGGAGGAUUGGCCACUGUUUAUUAGUGCAUACGCAAACUCUACUCAGGCGUGUGGGUUUUCGGACUCGGAAAACCUAGCAAGACUGCAGCGGUGCCUUAAAGGACAUGCCUUGGAAUCGGUCCGGAGUCGACUGCUUUUACCGGCGAGUGUCCCACACGUACUUGCUACAUUGGAGACGUUGUACGGCCGACCGGAGCUGUUGAUACACGCGUUACUGCAAAAGAUCAGAGGAGUUCCCGCGCCGAAGCAGGACAGACUAGAUACGCUGAUUGGAUUCGGUAUGGCAGUGCAAAACCUUAGCGACCAUUUAGAAGCCGGAAGACACGAAGCGCAUCUCAACAACCCGAUGCUAUUGUUCGAGUUGGUAGAGAAGCUCCCGGCGCACAUGAAGCUGGACUGGUCGCUGUACAAGCAAAGGUGUGGAGAAGUGAAUAUCCGUUCUUUCGCCCAGUACAUGGAGACGUUAGUACGCGCAGCAACCGACGUCACACUGCAGUACGAUCCAAAACAGCAACCCCGACUGAUGAAAGAAAAGAUCGGCAAGGAUAAGAAUUUCUGCGGAACUCACACGACGGAAGAUUCGGCCCCGGUCACACCGAAAGUAGCAACAGAAGAUUCGAAGCGCAGAUCCAGCCCAGCUUGUCUAAUCUGUCAAAAUCCGGAACAUCGUGUCAAGGAUUGCUCGGAAUUUCGCAAAAAGACUGUGGACGAGCGCUGGAAAACGAUACAGCAGCUUAACUUGUGUCGACUUUGUCUAGGAGCCCACGGCAGGAGACCAUGCAAAAUCCGUAAGCAAUGUGAUACUGAGGGCUGCCAGCGGCGACAUCAUCCAUUGCUACAUUCCAAGCAAGACUCCAGUGAUAUCAAGCGAUGCACAGAUGGCAGCAAGCAAGGUAAUCGUGAUGGACGACCAACAGGAAAUAACGUGCAGGUGGAAAACAAACAAGAUCAGCAUGAUCCGAAGCCAAGCAGUUCCAAAGUCGCUACCAAUCAUCAUUUUGCCGGUAAGACGACACUAUUUCGGAUUAUUCCAGUUACCUUACAUGGCAAUAACCGUUCCGUGUCCGUAUACGCCUUCUUGGACGACGGGUCAGAGAAAACACUUGUUGACGAAGAAGUGGUGAAGCAGCUCGGUGUUGUCGGAGAAAUGCAACCAUUGUGUCUUCAGUGGACGGCAAACGUGAAAAGGACGGAAGCGAACUCGCAGCGGGUAACUUUGGAAAUCGCAGGACAUUCAAGCUUAUCUAGACAUUCUCUGACGGACGUACGCACAGUGAGUAAGUUGGAUUUGCCAAGACAAUCGUUGCGGUAUGCUGAAAUCUCGGAAGCAUUCCCAUACCUGAAAGGUCUUCCAAUAGCAGAUUAUGACAAUGCGCAACCCCAAAUUUUGAUUGGCAACGACAACGCCCACGUUACAUCAACGCUCAAGCUUCGUGAUGGUCAGCCCGGAGAGCCAAUUGCAGCGAAAUCGCGGCUUGGAUGGACGGUUUACGGGUCUAGUCAAGAGAAGUCCGUGGAUCAAGCCCACAGUUUCCACAUCUGCGAGUGCCAGGAGGAGGAUCAAACGCUGCAUGAGCUGGUUGAGCAGUUCUUCUCGGUAGAAAGUCUGGGAGUAAUGCAAAUACCGCCAACAGAGUCCGAGGAGGUUCAACGAGCUCAUCGAAUACUGAAAGAAACCACGAAGCGUAUCGGCCAGCGGUUCGAAACAGGGCUCCUUUGGAAGUACGAUCGCUUCGAAUUUCCGGACAGCUACGGCAUGGCAGUUCGACGGUUGCAGUGCUUAGAGAGACGUAUGCGGAACGAUCCCAUCAUCGGAGAGAGUGUGACAAGACAGAUAUCCGAGUAUCAAGCAAAGGGAUAUAUCCACAAAGCUACUCGGGAAGAACUCGAUGAGGCGGAUCCACGGCGUACGUGGUAUUUGCCGUUAGGGGUUGUCAUCAAUCCGAAGAAACCGUCAAAAAUUCGAAUUUUCUGCGAUGCGGCGGCAAAAGUGGACGGAGUCUCACUCAAUACGAUGCUGCUAAAAGGGCCAGAUCUUCUGCGGACGUUGCUGGAUGUUCUUUUCGGUUUCCGGGAGAAGCGCAUAGCUCUGUGUGCAGAUCUUAAGGAAAUGUUCCACCAGAUACGGAUUCAUCGUGAUGAUCGACAUGCGCAACGUUUACUGUGGCGAGAGGACGCCACUCAGGAACCAGAAGUGUAUUUGAUGGAUGUGGCCACGUUUGGAGCAACGUGUUCGCCAUGUUCGGCGCAAUACGUUAAAAAUGUAAACGCCGAACAGUAUUCAGAAGCAUAUCCGGCCGCAGCAAACGCUAUAAUUCGGAAGCAUUAUGUGGACGAUUAUUUGGACAGCGUUGACGACGUUGAAGAAGCUGUGAAAUUGGCGCUAGAGGUCAAGUACGUCCAUUCCCAAGGUGGGUUUCAUUUACGGAACUGGCUGUCGAACUCCAAAGAGGUGCUAGCACGAGUCGGAGAAAGCGAUCCAGCAACGAAGAAGUGUCUCCAGCUAGAUAAAAACGGCUCAACAGAACGCGUACUUGGGAUGUACUGGAGGCCUGAUGAAGAUGUCUUCACAUUUUCGUCUACCUUGGCAACGGAAACAAAGCACCCGACCAAACGACAAGCCUUGCGAGUAGUUAUGAGCCCGUUCGAUCCAGCAGGGCUAUUAUGCUUCUUCCUGAUUCAUGGCAAGAUACUGAUUCAGGACCUGUGGCGAGCAAAGACUGAUUGGGAUCAACUGAUCCCGGAGAAAUUACUUGAAAAGUGGGAACGGUGGACUUAUUUGUUUCGCUAUCUGGACCAGAUUAAAAUCCCGCGCAGCUAUUUCCCGCAUCAUUCGGCGAAGGAUAUCGUAUCGUUGCAGUUGCAUGUCUACGUGGAUGCCAGCGAAGAGGCGUACGCUUGCGUGGGGUAUUUGCGUGCGGUGUUUCCUGACGAGAUAAAGGUAGCUCUGGUAGGAGCAAAGUCGAAGGUAGCUCCGUUAAAAGCGCACUCGAUUCCUCGUCUAGAGCUAAUGGCUGCAGUCAUCGGUGUACGUUUGGCAAAAUCCAUACUCAAUGGUCACUCGCUGAUAAUUGAGAAAGUUUCCUACUGGAGUGAUUCGAAGACAGUGUUGGCCUGGAUUAACUCGGACCACCGCAACUAUCGACAGUUCGUCGCUUGCAGAGUGGGUGAGAUUUUAUCCAAAUCAAAAGCUGAGGAUUGGCGAUGGGUACCAACGAAGAAAAACGUGGCAGACGAUGCGACCAAGUGGGGGAAUGGCCCCCAUCUGUCUGCGGAUAGUCGUUGGUUUCGCGGGGAAGAAGAGCUGUAUCUGCCAGAAGAACUUUGGACAACGAGCACGUAUUCAACCAAUGAGACAACCGACGAAGAACUUCGAUCCUGCUUGAUACAUCGCGGAGCGAUAAUAGUCCAAUUUGUGGAAUGGGAGCGGUAUUCCAACUGGAAGCGUUUGCAUCGCACAGUAGGACACGUUCAUCGCUACGUUCGAAAUUUGCGGCGGAAGGUGAACAAAGAACAACUGCAUAACGGUCCGCUUACGCAGGAGGAGCUCGUGAAGGCCGAAGCAACCAUUUUCCGUUGGAUCCAGACUGAACGAUAUCCUGAUGAAGCCACGGCUCUGGACAGCGUUGAAGGCAAGCAGUCAAAUCGACAAGUGCGUCUGGAGAAGUCUAGCACGAUUCGCAAGUUGUCGCCGUACCUGGACGAAGCCGGAGUCAUUCGUUCAGAUAGUAGGAUCGUCGCAGCAGCAUUUGCAUCAUAUGACACGAGGUGUCCUAUAGUCUUGCCCAAGGAUCAUCGGGUGACGCGGAUGCUAGUCGCAUGGUAUCACGAAAAAUAUCUUCACGCAAAUAACGAAACCGUAGUUAACGAGGUGAGGCAACGUUUCCACAUCUCUCAACUGCGGUCGCUUGUGCGCAACGUUUCUAAGGAGUGUACGACCUGCAAGGUGAAGAAGUCAACUCCAGCGAUACCCCGAAUGGCACCACUCCCUGUGGCCAGGUUACAGCCAUACGUACGUCCCUUUUCGUACGUGGGUAUCGACUACUUUGGUCCCAUUGCCGUCAAAGUGAACCGUAGUUCUGCCAAACGGUGGGUCGCACUGUUCACUUGUAUGACUACCAGAGCAGUACACCUCGAGGUCGUUCACGCUCUUUCAGCAGAAUCGUGUAAGAUGGCGAUCAGACGAUUCAUCGCACGCCGAGGAGCUCCAGUCGAGAUCCGCAGCGAUAGAGGAACGAAUUUCGUGGGUUCGAGCAAUGAACUGAAGAUGGAGAUGAGCACAAUCGAUCGUAAGCUAGCGGAAACAUUCACUAACGCAAACACCAAUUGGGUGUUUAACCCACCAGGAGCUCCCCAUAUGGGUGGAGCAUGGGAGCGACUUGUGCGAUCGGUGAAAACUGCGCUAGCCGCAAUGGAUACUCCACGAACACCAAAUGAAGAGUCUUUAGCGACAGUGCUGGCCGAAGCUGAGAGUGUGGUGAACUCGAGGCCCCUUACUUAUAUUCCUCUGGAGACAGCUCAGCAGGAAUCUCUAACACCAAACCAUUUUUUACUGAUGAGCUCAAAUGGUGUAGCACAGACACCGAAAACAUUGGCGGACCCGAAACAAGUAAGCAGGAAUGAUUGGAAUCUAUGCAGAACGUUGGUAGAUCAGUUCUGGCGUCGGUGGGUGCGAGAAUAUCUACCGACAAUCGCACGUCGGACGAAAUGGUUCGACGAGGUGAAACCAAUCCAGGUUGACGAUUUAGUUCUAAUAGUCGAGGAGAAAAUACGUAACGGAUGGAUUCGAGGACGAGUAGCUGAACUCAUCAUUGGGCGUGAUGGACGAGUCCGUGCUGCGGUCGUACAGACUGCUGGUGGUAUGGUACACCGACCAGUGUCAAAGUUGGCGCGGUUGGAUGUAGCAGCGAGUAAAGCUGGACCGGAGUUACCUGACCAGCCUUACGGGUCGGGGAGCUGUUACGGCAGUUCGCACCGAUCCCUCAUAACUACGCCAACGUCGGAGCGCCCCUCGGAAGAUUGUCACAGUGACAACUGA
Aedes albopictus (Asian tiger mosquito) is the source of this 6354-nucleotide messenger RNA. RefSeq lists its product as uncharacterized. Gene Ontology annotation, molecular function: nucleic acid binding. The coding region runs from base 1 to 6354 and encodes 2117 amino acids. The transcript has a single exon. The record is from RefSeq and is a predicted model, not a curated record. Gene Ontology annotation, biological process: DNA integration. Lineage: Eukaryota; Metazoa; Arthropoda; Insecta; Diptera; Culicidae.